Molecule: messenger RNA, 276 nt
Organism: Haemonchus placei
Lineage: Eukaryota; Metazoa; Nematoda; Chromadorea; Rhabditida; Trichostrongylidae
Source: the annotation of a GenBank genome assembly
GAUCUCCACGUCUUCUGCAAGGAGGAAGUAGUAAACAACGAGUUGCCGACGAUUUCAUCAUGCGUUGAUUUGUCACUUGUUCCACUUCCGUUUCUCGUAGAUACUACAGACAUUUUCUUUCAGCAAUACCCGUACCUGGAUCUGGUCCCCGAAGUAUACAAGCGAUCACUCUACGGUGUUGAUGAUGGAUUCACGUUCAAAGGAUUCCGAGGGUUGCGUGGCAAACGGAUGCCCUACAUGAAUCUCAAGGGACUACGUGGAAAAAGAACGCUUUAA